Molecule: messenger RNA, 600 nt
Organism: Entamoeba invadens IP1
Lineage: Eukaryota; Evosea; Mastigamoebida; Endamoebidae
Exons: 1
Coding region: 1-600 (199 amino acids)
Source: RefSeq, a predicted model, not a curated record
AUGUUGUUUCUCACACUAAUCGCCUUAGCGUCAAGUCAAUACAUUUUUGAAGCCGUCAAUUCGAAGGUCUAUCGUGCCUACAAGUCUGGGGAGUGUUACUAUUACAGCGCCAAAUGUCACAAAUUUGGCAUUUCAAAUUCUGCAGUGACUCUUUCUGAAGGGUCCAGUUGCAAUGAUGAUGACCUCACAGCAGUGACUGUUCCAGCUAACACUUACACUUUUGGAGAUCACAUUCCCGUCUAUGAUUUCAAUGACACUUACUAUGAGAAUUCCGUCUGUGAAAACGUCAUACAAAACAGUCUUCCGGUGACAACUUAUUACAUGGCCGAAUGCGUUCCUUCGACUAACAAAAAAGAUUCCGUGAAGUAUGAAUUAACCAAAAUUGCUGUGACUAAAUACACUUACAUAGGCAAUACUAAGUGUGGUAACACUCCAAAGGAGACCGUUAGUUAUGAAUACAACGCCUGUAUCUCAAUUAAUUCAACUCGUAAUAUCUUAACUAAAGAAGAUGGGUAUGAUAAGAGACAUCCAGAUAAUAACAACGACAGCGCUGUCUCUUUUUCACUUCUCGCACUCUUGUUCCUUGCCUUCACACUUUAA